This is a messenger RNA of Nelumbo nucifera (sacred lotus), 1444 nucleotides long. RefSeq names its product SNARE associated Golgi protein family. The record is from RefSeq and is a predicted model, not a curated record. Lineage: Eukaryota; Viridiplantae; Streptophyta; Magnoliopsida; Proteales; Nelumbonaceae.
CUUGCCGAAUGUUCUAUUCCGUCGUCAGUUUUGAAUUUUCUUUUCAGCACCAGCAAGGAAGCAACAACCCCUUUCCUUCGAACUCCUCUUAAUACUCUCCCUUUUCUUUUUCAUAUUCUUCGAUCCUAACAUAAAAUAUGAGGCUUUUGGUUUGUUCCUCUUCUUGAAGAAACUCGCAAAGCAUUUUUGUAUAGAUAGUGUAGGGUAUCAGGCUAUCAGCAAAGAUGCCCAAUUCAUCUGAGGGACACGAAAAGCUGAGAGCUAACUCAAGCCAUCAUGUGAGAGAAGAAAGUGAAUAUGCAAGGCUUGUGAUAUCAGAUAAUCCAAGUACGUCAGAAGUUGAAUUUUUACAACCUCAAGUAGAAUCAAGAUCCAAAUCUCUUGUCUGGUGGAUGAAAGCUUUAUUAUGGUUCUGUGUUUUGAUAAUAGUUCUCCUCAUUUUUCUGAAAUGGGGAGUACCCUUUCUUUUUGAGAAGGUUCUCCUCCCAGUAAUGCAAUGGGAAGCCACUGCCUUUGGACGGCCAGUUCUUGCAGCAGUGCUUGUUGCCUCUCUGGCAUUAUUCCCUGUUCUCUUAAUCCCAUCUGGACCCUCCAUGUGGCUUGCAGGGAUGAUUUUUGGAUAUGGUCUUGGAUUUGUGAUAAUCAUGGUUGGAACAACCAUUGGGAUGGUCUUGCCCUAUUUGAUUGGUUUACAGUUCCGGGACCGUAUACAGCAAUGGUUGAAAAGAUGGCCCCAGAAAGCUGCUGUUAUUAGGCUGGCGGGGGAAGGGAGCUGGUUUCAUCAGUUUCGAGUGGUUGCUCUCUUCAGGGUCUCACCAUUUCCAUACACAAUUUUCAACUAUGCUAUAGUGGUAACAAAUAUGAGAUUCUGGCCUUAUCUAUGCGGAUCAAUUGCCGGAAUGGUGCCUGAAGCUUUCAUUUACAUUUAUAGCGGGCGGUUAAUAAGAACUUUAGCAGAUGUGAAGUAUGGUAAGCAUCACAUGACUACUGUGGAAAUCGUUUACAACAUCAUCUCCUUCAUUGUUGCGAUAGUCACCACAGUUGCCUUUACAGUCUACGCCAAGAGAGCGUUAGAGGAACUUAAAACGGCAGAGGGUAAUGUGGAAGACGCAGCCACCUUCGAUGGCCGUAGCAGUAUUGAGAUGGAAAAGCUUCCACUUGAAAGGCCUAAACAUUCAUGGGUUUCAUCUUUCUAUGUGUGACAGAGAUUUAAGGAAUGGGCUAUUUAAAGAUGGGAUCGGUCUGGAUGCUUGUUAGAUAUUUGUAAUUAGAAAGGGGAGAACCAGAGAAAAUAUGAGUGCGUAAACCACUGAUGAGCUUUCCAUGGUCCAUACAAAUUGUCUUCUGACCAACUUAACCAUUUGUAUAGUGAAUUCUUUUACAGUAAAUUAAAAAAAAAAAGACUAGAUAUCUUUAGUUGACACGUAAUGGAUAUCUUUAAAAA